Molecule: messenger RNA, 966 nt
Organism: Arabis nemorensis
Lineage: Eukaryota; Viridiplantae; Streptophyta; Magnoliopsida; Brassicales; Brassicaceae
Source: the annotation of a GenBank genome assembly
AUGUCGCCUCUCAAACAUCUAGAGAAGGAGAAUCCAAUCAUCGACGCAUGUUUCCGAGAUUUCUGCUUCUCUCAUGGAAUUCUUACAGUUGAAGAUUUCCUUCUUCAUGAUCUCUAUGAACUUGCUGCAUUUGCUGAACGACAGAAAAAUGCAGCUAGAUUGAAAGAGGGUAUCACUCUCAUGAUUUCUUUGAUAGAACUUCAGUGUCGACCAUUGUUGAACGGUAUGGAACUGUUGGAGGAUCUUCAACGUAAUAAGCAUACUCUAUCGACUGGAGACAAAGGGACGGACUCAUUGCUUCAAGGUGGAUUCCGUGAGGGUCAGCUGACAGAACUCGUUGGACCAUCAUCUUCUGGUAAAACACAAUUUUGCAUGCAAGCUUCUGCAAGUGUGGCAGAGAAUCAUGUUGGCGGAGUCUUGUAUAUAGACACAGGGAACUCUUUUUCUGCCAGACGCAUUGCUCAAUUUAUCUGCUCGAGUUUGGAUGCUGCUUUAGUACAGAAAGUCAUGAGCAGAAUAUCAUGUCACACGGUCUAUGACAUCUAUACAAUGUUUGAUACGCUGCAAAGCCUAGAGGUUACAUUGAGGUCGCAGAUGAAUGUGGAUGAGUACCGGUUACGAUUGUUAGUUGUUGAUUCAAUCUCUUCUUUGAUUACCCCGAUCCUUGGAGGCAGUGGCUCACAGGGACGCGCUCUGAUGGUGGCAGUUGGAUAUUUGCUUAAGAAGCUGGCACAUGAACAUAACAUCGCUGUACUGGUGACGAACCACACGGUGGGUACUGGAGAAGGCGGUAAAACCAAACCAGCUCUUGGGGAAACAUGGAAAAGCAUCCCACACGUGAGACUUAUGCUAUCGCGAGACCACACAAACAGCAGCUGCACCAUCUCCAUCUUAAAACACACAUCCAUGCCUUCAGGCCAGACUGUGAAGACCACGGCUCGCAAGGACAAUCAACAAGGUUUAUAA